AUGCUAAAGAAUGAUCGUCUUGCGACAUUGCAACCGACAUUACAUCCUACUUCGGAGGAAUUAUCUAUAGGAAAUGUUCGUUUCACAACUUAUGAUCUUGCUCGACGUCUCUGGAAAGAUUAUUUCCCAGAAGUUUCUGGUAUUGUUUUUAUGGUUGACGCUCAAGAUCGUGAACGAUUUGCAGAGUCCAAAUUGGAAUUAGAUUCACUUCUCUCAAUUGAAGAACUUUCAAAAGUACCUUUUCUAAUCUUGGGAAAUAAAAUUGAUGCUCCAGGUGCUGUAUCUGAAGAUGAAUUGAGACAUGCGCUUGGACUGUAUCAAACAACCGGCAAGGGUAGGGUUUUGUCAAAAGAUAUUCGUCCCAUCGAAGUUUUUAUGUGUUCUGUCGUUAUGAGGCAAGGAUAUGGCGAUGGUUUCCGUUGGGUAUCUCAAUAUAUGUAA
Scutellospora calospora is the source of this 441-nucleotide messenger RNA. The record is from the annotation of a GenBank genome assembly. NCBI's taxonomy places the organism in Eukaryota, Fungi, Glomeromycota, Glomeromycetes, Diversisporales, Gigasporaceae.